AUGAAGCACUUCUUCGCACUCCCGGCGGUGCUGCGAACCGCAGCUAUCCUUGCUUCCGCAUCGCAACAUGUGUUCAGCGUUCAGGAUGACAUCCUAGCAUAUCCACAGUAUCGAGUACAGUUCCAGACAGAAUGGACCUCAGAAUCAGCAGCAAAGGCUCGACUAGCGAAGAGCGAUGAUCCGCAGGUCCUCAACGCAGACAGCGAAACACCACCAUCCGAUCUCGAGCAAUACCAACAAAGACUAGCAGCAUCCUAUGACAGCAAGCAGGGAGAAGAUGAACAGGCAGAUUACGAACACAUGAUCCAUGAUGGGCUCCCAUGGCUAUGUCGCGUACCCAGAGUCAAGAAGCCGGUAGAAGGAACCACAGGUGCGAACGAAACUCUCACCAAGGCGGAGGAAGAGAAAGAGCUCGCGCGAGCAACAGAUCGAGGAUGGGAACUGCUGUCAGCUAUGCAGGGCAAUUGUGUCUACUUCAUCAGUGGUUGGUGGAGCUACCGCUUCUGCUAUAACCAAGGCGUCAAACAGUUCCACCAGUUGCCUCCAAGUCGUGGCAUACCUGUCUACCCACCGAUGGAGGAUCCUGGUGUACCGGGCUUCAUGCUGGGGACAUAUGCCAAGAGAGCGGAGGGAGAGGAGUUCCCGAGAGAUGAGGGCGAGACGGCGCUGGAGAUGAGUGAUGGGGCGAAGAGGAGGGCUAGUGGAAAUGGGGAGAUUGUGCAGAGGGGUGAGAGUCGUUAUCUGGUGCAGAAGUUGGCUGGUGGGACGGUGUGUGAUCUCACGGGGAAAGAGAGGAAGAUUGAGGUGCAGUUCCAUUGCAACCCUCUGUCCGCCGAUCGCAUAUCCCUCAUCAAAGAGACCAGUACCUGCCACUAUCUCAUGGUGAUUCAGACUCCACGCCUUUGCAACGACAUCGCUUUUCUCCCACCGCAGAAGGACCAACCGAACGCCAUAACGUGCUCGCCAAUCCUUCGUUCGGACGAAAUCGAAGACUAUGAAGCAGAUCUCAAAGCCUCUGAACGCAUCCUCCAGGAGACCACAAAACAGUGGGAAGCAGCCGAAGCAGCGGCAACUCUUGGUGGGCCCGCAUUUGCACCCGUCGACCUGCCUGUAGGUGACAUCUACGUGGGCGAACACAGACUAGUCCCAGAGGGUAUCAAGAUCGAAAAGUCUGCAAUCGUAGGCGGAGGCAAAGAGACGUACAUCGACACGAUCGCGAACUCGGAGGGCAAGAUCCUAAGCAAGGAGAAGCUGGAGGAGCUGGGUCUGGGAGACACGAAAGCCAUGGAGAAGCUGAAGAAGGAGUUGGAGAAGAUUGCUGCUGGUCAGGUCUGGAAGCUUGAUGUUAUUGACACGCCUCGAGGUCGUGAGUACAGGGGGAUCAUAGGUGAUGGCGAGGAUGAGGAGGAAGGUGCGGGUGCGGGUGCAGGUACAGGAGAGAUCAAGCACGAGGGUGGGAUUAAGGAGGGGAGUGCGAAGAAGGAUACGUAUGAGAAGACUGCUACGGAGCCGAAGAAGAUGAAGACGGAUAAGAAGGAUGCGAAGAAGACGAAGGAGGCUGAAGUGGGAGGUAGUGAAGAGGAAUACUACAAGGAGGAGCUUUAG
This is a messenger RNA of Fulvia fulva, 1605 nucleotides long. RefSeq lists its product as uncharacterized. The transcript is spliced from 2 exons. Gene Ontology annotation, cellular component: endoplasmic reticulum lumen. The record is from RefSeq and is a predicted model, not a curated record. Gene Ontology annotation, biological process: retrograde protein transport, ER to cytosol; endoplasmic reticulum unfolded protein response. NCBI's taxonomy places the organism in Eukaryota, Fungi, Ascomycota, Dothideomycetes, Mycosphaerellales, Mycosphaerellaceae. The coding region runs from base 1 to 1605 and encodes 534 amino acids.